Messenger RNA from Penicillium soppii, 213 nucleotides. RefSeq lists its product as uncharacterized. Lineage: Eukaryota; Fungi; Ascomycota; Eurotiomycetes; Eurotiales; Aspergillaceae. Gene Ontology annotation, molecular function: endopeptidase inhibitor activity. The transcript has 4 exons. Gene Ontology annotation, biological process: vacuole fusion, non-autophagic. The record is from RefSeq and is a predicted model, not a curated record. The coding region runs from base 1 to 213 and encodes 70 amino acids.
AUGCCUCUGUACAACAUCACCCUCAAACCUGAUGCUCCCGACGUCGAGCUUGAAAACGCCAAGAAGGAAUUCACAGAGAAGGGCGGUACCAUCAGACACUCAUACAGCCUCAUUAAAGGCUUCACUAUCGAGUUCCCCGAUGACACUGUCCAAACCCUCGAGUCAACCGAGCACGUCCAUGUCGAACAAGAUGGCGCAAUGAACACUCAGUAG